This is a messenger RNA of Haplochromis burtoni (Burton's mouthbrooder), 3144 nucleotides long. RefSeq names its product myelocytomatosis oncogene homolog (gene mych). Gene Ontology annotation, molecular function: RNA polymerase II cis-regulatory region sequence-specific DNA binding; protein dimerization activity; DNA-binding transcription factor activity, RNA polymerase II-specific. The record is from RefSeq and is a predicted model, not a curated record. Lineage: Eukaryota; Metazoa; Chordata; Actinopteri; Cichliformes; Cichlidae. The coding region runs from base 330 to 1400 and encodes 356 amino acids. The transcript has 3 exons. Gene Ontology annotation, biological process: positive regulation of cell population proliferation; regulation of transcription by RNA polymerase II.
CGUUAACGACACUUUGUUGGCUAUUAUGUUUUGGCGCGAGUUUAGCGGCGGCGGAAGGAUCGCGGCGUACGCCCUGUAUUAAACUCAGUGACCGCUGCAACCACACCUACUCUGGCUGAUACAAGCGGCGGAGGAGAGAGGAAAAAGCAGGAUACACCCGAAAUGCUGCCCUGCACAAACUUCAAUUUUACACGCAGAAAGUUUCACUUGGGCAGGAUUUUCUAGUCGUUUUUGUCUCGCUGUGGACUUUGCUGGAUAAAUAGGGCAUUUCUACUUUUUGUCUUUAUUUUGAGUGCAUUCUCCUGUAAGGACAGUUGAAGAUUUCAAACAUGUUGGAAAGUUUCACUCAGUCGCAGGACUGGUUUUGUUCAGAGCCGCUGCUCUUUGAUGACGAGUUCUGCCAAAGCCUGAUGAAAGACCUCCAGGCAUUACCGACACCUCCGCAGUCGCCCCCCAUGAAGUCUGGGCUGGGUGGUGAUAAGCCUCUGUCCAAGGAGGACCAGCUCAGCUACGUGUCGGAUAUUCUACUGGAGGACCAUGACAUGCAGCUCAACUGGCAGUGUGACUUCUUCCACUCUGAUGCUGAGAAAGAAGGCGAGCUUAACCAGCCCUGCUCUGAGGAAGCUGAGGACUGCCUCUGGCAGUGCCUGGCAGCUGAGGAGAAGCUUGUCUCCUCACUACUCGGUUGCAGCCCCGUACUAUCUGACAUUGAUACCCGCAUCUUUGAGGAGAUCGCCGGCUCCACACUUGACUGCCAGAGCCUUAUGGAAGCUCCGGAGCCCAGUGAAGCCACAUCAGACUACGGAUCAGUUGGUGGCGAGCUGUCCACAUAUUCAUCUAGCGACUCUGAGGAGGAAAUUGAUGUGGUGACUGUGGUCCGCUGUUCCUCAAGUUCCUCCCCUGAGCCUUCAUUGGCUGAACGUCAGCAGAAGCAAGAAGAGGAACAACGUGCUCGGCAGCGAUACCGCUUUGAAAUCCAGCUACAGCACAACUACGCUGCUCCCUGCCCUGCAUCACCACCGCCAUCAAACAAGCGUGCACGAGGGAGCGAUGGCCCGUCACGCUUCCACUGCCUUUCACGCAGUUCUUCUUCAUCAACCUCAUCGCGUCACUCAUCCCGAAACUCAACAGAGACUGAGGAUGAGGAGGAGCGGAGAAAGACUCACAAUGUGAUGGAGAGGCAACGCCGAAACGAGCUAAAGAACUGUUUCAUGCGCUUGCGCGACAACGUGCCUGAGCUGUCGCACAAUGACAAGGCAUCUAAGGUGGUGAUCUUGAAGAAAGCCAGAGACUGUAUUUAUAGUUUAGAGGAUGAGUCCCACAGACUGCAAACCAGGAAAGACAAACUUAAAGCCAAACAGGAAAAGCUGAAAGCCAGACUAGAGCAGCUCCGUAGGUAACGGACCAGGAUUGGACAUUUGUAGGUUUUCAGAGACUUCUUGGGUCGGGGAGGGCGGGGUAAGGGAAGAGACUUUGUAGAUAGAUGGGAGUAAGAAAUAGCUUUUCCUGCUGGAAAGCGCACAUACAGUUGUUUCUGUCAUGUAGACUGUAUAUUCACAUGCACACAGUUUCCCUGGACAUGAUAUAACACACAUUGCCUCAUAAUUAAUCUUUGUCAUGCCUUGACUGUAGAGUGUAGUGCAUUUCUUUCUUUUCUUUUGGUCCCCCUGCCACCUCAAUACACAAGACAAAGACAACAUCCUGUCAUUUCUUUUGCGUCAUCUGUGGGAGUAUGUCAAAUGUCAAUGAUUUAAAGCAAAGUCUCAAUUAGACCAAUUAACUGGAAGCCACUGCAGUACAGUGUUGUAGUUUAAUGAAACUUGAAUAUUAUUUUCAGGAUCUUUUAUAGCCAUAUUGACUAUGAUCCCUCCAUUCUCACAGGUCUUUGGUGGCUUUAGAGUUAAUUGUGCUUUGUUAACUUUGACUUAAUGUCAUUACAAAGUUGUGCCUUCAGCCUUGUAUGGCUUUUACGUUUGGGCUAAACACAACUAUUACAGAAUAAUGUGUGUUAAUCCCAACGCUGUACACUGCAAUGCUUGGCCACAGUUCAGCUCAACACUAGUUCACUCACUGAGUCAUGUGUUAUCUGUUAAGCUCAAAGGUGAGCCAUAUUAAGUGGACUUCAGGUUUGUUUUUUGUUAAGACUGAACUGCAAGCUUUGCAAAGCAGCCAAAGUUUGGGCAAAAUCUCUAACAUUUAUAGUGUGUGUGUGUGUGUGUGUGUGUGUGUGUGUGGGUUUUUUUUUUUUUUUUUUGUUUUUAAUAAACAAAAACAAAAAGAGGACAGACUCAAAGUUUUAAAUUAAUAGUCGGAGGAGGCUGCAACAACCGCAAUCAUAGUCACUUGAUUCAGUCAUUUUUCUUUUGUGUCAGUUCAGGUGAGGAAGUGUCAUUUUGAUUGGUCAGUUGGUGGCCCUUGUACUUGGAUCAAAUUUUUAAAAAAUGAACAGUGUUUAAAAGAAACAAAAAUCACACUACUUAUGAUUUGAAAUAAAUAUUUUAUGUAAAGACUUAUCAAUCAACAAGGGCCACUCACUAAUAAACAUUCCCUGUUUUGAAAGGUUGGAUUCACAGGCUGUUCUAUACUCUCGCUGUAACACACAAAAAUAGUUUAUAAGACAUGAACAUGUCCAGCAGAAUCCUCGACUGUCAGGUGAUUAAUUUGCUGAUGUUGCUAUUAAGGUUAAUAAUGAAAUGUGCAGAUGGCCUAAUUAGGUUUUGAAGUAAGUUCUUCCUAAAUCAGUAAGUAUUUGACAUGUUGAUAGCCAGAAGCAGUUUUGCCUUGAGAUGCGUGCUGUUCAGGACACUGUCUCCUUUGUUUUCAAACCAGUUCUUUCAGGGAAGCUUAAUUGUAUUUCUGCAAAUAUUUAACUGUUCAUUUCAUAGAAAUUAGUCAUAUAACUGCCUUGUAAACAUAAAGUGAGCAGGGAUGACUCAAUUUUCUUUAGGAAACCUACCUCCACCUGGCUGCAAUCGGGCCUGUGAUGUUUUUGUUUGCCUUUUGUUCUGUUGUACAUAUUGUACAGUUUUUGUUCAAGUGUACAUUUAAUAUUGUAAUAUAACUUAUUUUAGUCUUAUUCAUUCUCUGUUGUGAAUGCACUUUUUUUUUUUUGGUUUUUAAAUAAAAUUUAAAGUGUAAAUUAGA